AGUGAGAAGUGUCAUGUCUUCCAACUGAAGUUUCUCCCAGUAACUUUGUGUUUAUUUGGUUUUGGACUGCUACGGAGUCACUUUCUUUCCGGUCAACACGAUGACUACCUCGUUGCCAGCUUCCUUCAAGAUUUUACGCAAUAAGAUGUAUUCUCGAUCAAACGAUUUUUGAAUACUUCAUUCGAAUAGACAGUGAAGUGUAUUCUGAGUGUAAAAUUUUUGAUGAGCAGUUAUCAGCAACCGAGGUUUACAAGCUUGACCGAUUGGAGUUGAUCAGCGAUUAUUUUCUCAGAGUGAUGAGACGCGGAACAAAAACCAGAGCUGACUCUGAUUCCCCAGAUCUAACGAACAUGAAUCAUACCAACGAGAGCGGUGAUUCUGUGAAUACGGGGAUGUUAGAUGAGGGAGCAACAAGUAUAUCGUCAGGAACAUCGCAUUCGAAAAGUGGCAAACACGAUGACUCCAAGAAAGAAAGAGUGGUCAAAGUUGCUCUUCCUGGAGCGAAGAAAGCUCAGUCAGCAGCGAAGAAGAAAAAAUCGACACCAGAUUUGGAUGUGCACAAGGCAAUUAUGAAAUGCCGCGAAGAAGGAUCCACGCACCUAGAUCUUAGCAAAGCAGCGGUUACAGCCAUUCCUAAGGAGCUCAAAGAGCUGACCCAAUUGAAGGAACUCUACUUGUAUGGAAACAAAAUUGCAACUCUUCCACCUGAGGUUGGGAUGUUGAAAAAUUUAGAGAAACUGGCACUGAAUGAAAACAACUUGACUGACUUACCAGAUACUGUGGUAAAGCUUAAGAAUUUAAAACUUCUGGACUUGAGACAUAACAAGAUGAAAGAGAUUCCACCAGUGGUAUAUCAGCUUGUAUCGUUAACAACUCUAUUCCUUAGAUUUAAUAGACUUGUCAUAGUUGAAGCUGGAAUUGGAAAUUUAAGACUCCUUGAGAGAUUGAGCCUCAGAGAGAACAAGAUUAAAGAGUUACCCGCUGUCAUAGGUCAGCUUGUUCAUCUUCUUACCCUGGAUGUUUCUCACAACAACAUCACAAGUCUUCCUAGAGAAAUUGGAAAUUGUGUCCAAAUGACAUCACUUGAUCUUCAACAUAAUGAUAUUCCUGAAAUACCUGACACGAUAGGUAACUUGACUGAAAUGACCAGGUUGGGGCUCAGAUACAAUCAGCUCUCUGCAGUGCCUGCAUCUUUAGCAAAUUGCACAAAGAUUGAUGAGUUCAAUAUUGAAGGCAACAAUGUCUCUGAACUACCAGAUAAUCUUCUUCAUUGCUUGAAAAUGUUGAACAAUGUCACCUUGUCCAGGAAUAACUUUGAACAUUUCCCAACUGGGCCACCCAAGCAAUUUGCUGCAGUUCAAACUUUUACCAUGGAACACAACAAAGUACAGAAAAUUCCAUUCGGAGCCUUUUCAAAAGCAAAGUAUUUGACAAAGCUAAACAUGAAAGAGAAUCAAAUAGCAGCACUGCCAUUGGAUUUUGGCAGCUGGAUUAGUCUGGUUGAGCUUAACCUAGGAACCAACCAGCUUUCAAGGCUUCCAGAGGAUAUUCAGUGGCUUACAAACCUUGAAGUUCUGAUUCUCAGUAAUAACCUUCUUAGAAGAUUACCACGUGGCUUGGGUGAACUAAAGAAACUUAGAGUACUAGACUUGGAGGAAAAUAGGCUGGAGUUACUUCCAAAUGAAAUUGCUUUUCUUAGGAGUUUGGAGCGAUUAGUUCUGCAGUCAAACAAUCUAACAACUCUUCCAAGAUCAAUAGGAUACCUCACCAAUGUUUCAUAUCUAAGUGUUGGUGAAAAUGACCUCACUCAACUUCCAGAUGAAAUAGGUAAAAUGGAAUCCCUUGAACAGCUGUAUCUCAAUGACAAUGACAGCCUUCAGUCUCUUCCCUAUGAACUUGCUUUAUGCAAUGCAUUGCAGAUUAUGAGCAUUGAAAACUGCCCUCUAAGCAGUUUCCCAGCUGAAGUUGUGGCUGGUGGACCAUCUUUAGUCAUACAGUAUCUGAGACUCCAAGGACCAUACAGGGGAAUGAUGGCGCAAGCAGGACUGGUACCUUCAUCAGAUGUCUGAGAGAAUAUUUUUAAUGCUUUUCCACUGGUGCUGUGUUCCUGUUAGGUUUUGUUUCAGUUUUUUGUUGUUUUUUUACUGAUGUCUUUGGCUCUUAAAAUUUUAAAGAUAUGAGUGGUAAUUCUUGCUGCAUAUUUUUAUCAAACUGAGUAAAAAGAAUUGGAUGUUGUGUUAAGAAAAUGUUUUUAAACUGAUAUUUUUUUCAGUCUUAUUUGUUUGUUGGCUAAAGAUUAGAGUUUUGCUGAGUUUAGCAUGUGGCUUGAAUUCAUGAACCAUGACAUUAGGGAUAGUUAAGGGAGCUUUGUCACAAUUGUUAAAGUGACUUUUUGCAUCACAGCGAGCUGCCAUUAGAUUGAAUGAACUGGGAAAUAAUUGUCCACUCUCCCAGGCAACACCAAAGAUAAAAUGAAAGUGAUUGAGGUUGGAAAAAAUCAAAAUGGAUUGCAAAUCAAUUAACUUUCAAAAUUUAAGCUAAUUAAUGGCUAUGAAAUAAGCACAAAUUUUUGUUCUGUCAACACUCCUACUUUCUCUUGCUUGGUUGAACAUGUUGCUCUCAGUUUUUUUCAGUUAUUCUCAGCUAACCUAGUUUAAAUCAGUUAGUGACAAGGGAUGGAUUCAAAUGUUAGUUGAAGCUAGACAUUUCAAGACUUUUUUUAAUUUUUUAAUUCAGCCUAGGCACAACUUCACUUAUGGAAACAAUGUUGAUAUCUGUAAUGCUGGUUUUGUUUGAUCCCCUUUUUUCUUUUUUUUUUGGAAUUUUGCCACAAAAUUGGGUGUGGUCAUGAUACAUAAAAUUUGAGACCUUUCCAUAGAUUAGUGAUUUUUGUAGUGUUCCUUCCACGGAAGGUUCUUAUAGUUUUCAUCAUAGAUUAGGUAGAUUUAAAGCGUUACUCAAGAUUUACUCAAUUUAAGGGGACUCUUUCAUUGGGCUCCAACUCGUUUUUUAAUGUUUAAAUUUUGAACACAUUUAUUUUAGGUCAGACUUUGGGGAAGUCAAUUUUGGUAAAUUUUGUGGUAGAUUCUUAGCAAGCAAUAGACAUUUUGUGGUGGAAGGAGAGAGGUUUUUUUUACAUUACACUACCUGUCACUUUAAGGGUGGGGUACCUGCUUUAGACUUACAGUAGGGGCAAUUAUCUUAUUACAUAUACAGAGGUAGAUUUUAUCAACAAUAAUUUAUGGUUUUCUACUAAUUUAGGAAAUUCUAAAAUUCUAUUAAAUAGAAACUAGAGAUAAAGAAAGGCAACCACAAGCUUUUGAAUGGAAAUUGGACAAGAUUUGUUAAGUCACUGUAGUACAUUGUGCAGUAGAACAUAUGACACUACAAUUGUAUGUAAGGUCCUAGAAACUCUGAGUUGAAAUGAGAACUUUGCUAGGAAAGCACAAAACCUUGGAAAAGUUGGAAAUUGUUUCCAGUACAAAUCUUUUUGGAUAAUUUUCCUAGAAAAUUUGAAGUUACUUGAAUGGUAUUUUAUAAACAUGUACUUACACCCAUGCAAACCUUACAGUCCAAGAAAAUAUGAUACUUGUCACCUUCAGUCCAAAUAUCAAAAUUACUGCCUCCAUUUUUUCUUUAUGUCAAUCAUUCUAAUUGACAAUCUGAUAUUUGAAUCAACACAACAAAUUUUCGAUGAAGCUGAUUUUGGUUCAACUUUCACCUGUUUAUUUGGGAAUUAAAAACGGUCACAUUUCUGCAUGGCAAAGAAAAUUACUUGUUUGUAAAUCAAGGUGCAUAUGGGAAAAAUACUUCAUGGCCAAAAGUCUCCAAUCAUUAUUUUUUUACAACUGUCAAAUUUUGUCAAUUGUACAGUAUCUGGUAGUAAGUUUAUCACAAAAUGGUUGUAUAAUUUUGAUUUUGUCCAUUUAUCUUUCACAAGUGAGCUGUCUUUAUUUUAAAUACCACAGACUCUUGAACUCAGGAUGUUCUUUCAGUGGUGAUCUGUCAUUACAUGCAAGUUAGAAGUUAGUCAUAGUUAGGCUCCAUGAUUGUAAUGCUCUUAAUUAUUGAUUUCCAAGAGAUUCAAGAUGGCUCAUCAGAAUGCUACUGUAGUACUUAAUAUGCUUUGUUUAAAAAAAUUCAUGAUCAAAAUUGUGGGCUCGCCCUUUGCUUGCCUUUGCACUUCAAUAAAAACAACACAAAUGGA
This is a messenger RNA of Pocillopora verrucosa, 4207 nucleotides long. RefSeq names its product leucine-rich repeat protein soc-2 homolog. Gene Ontology annotation, molecular function: protein binding. The record is from RefSeq and is a predicted model, not a curated record. NCBI's taxonomy places the organism in Eukaryota, Metazoa, Cnidaria, Anthozoa, Scleractinia, Pocilloporidae.